Molecule: messenger RNA, 1005 nt
Organism: Scomber japonicus (chub mackerel)
Lineage: Eukaryota; Metazoa; Chordata; Actinopteri; Scombriformes; Scombridae
Product: chemokine XC receptor 1
Exons: 2
Coding region: 1-1005 (334 amino acids)
Biological process (GO): G protein-coupled receptor signaling pathway
Cellular component (GO): membrane
Molecular function (GO): G protein-coupled receptor activity
Source: RefSeq, a predicted model, not a curated record
AUGUUGGAUGCAGAAGAGUUGAUUGAAUCCAUCAUUAGAGCAUUCAUGUUCCUGGCAGGGAUCCUGGGAAACAAUUUAUUGGCUAUACGUUCUCUACCCAGGCAGAAAUCUGGGAUCCGCACAAAUGAAGUCCUCUUCAUCAACCUGGCUGUCUCCAACCUCAUCACUAACUGCCUGGUGGACCUGCCUGACACCAUGGCAGAUUUUGCUGGACAAUGGUUCCUAGGGGAAACCUUCUGUGGCUUUUUUCGAAGUUUUGCUGAUCUGUCUGAAACCAGCAGCAUCUACACAACGUUCUUCAUCAGUGCUUUCUGGCACCAGAAGCUGGUCGGCUCCCUGAAACACGGAGGUGCACCAGUACGACUGGACAGCUUGUGCCUGGUGGCCUGUCUGCUGGCUGGGAGCUGGACUGUGGCUGUGGUCUUCAGCAUACCACACUUUUUCUUUGUCAAAGUGGAGGGGGGAAAUGAAAGCCACGAAGACUGCCUAGAUGUCUUCCCUAAUGCAAUCACCAGGCAAACCUAUGAGAUCUUUUACCUCACCCUGGCUAAUGCACUCCCUCUUGCUGGGAUUGUAUUUGCCAGUAUCCAAAUUGUCAUUACUCUGCUUAAAAACCAGAGGCGCAUAAGAGGUCAUAACUCUGACACCACCAAGGAAAUGGUAAAAGAUGAAAACAAGGGUCUGACAGGUUCCAGCUCUCCCCUCAACACAAACACAGACAGCAAAGUUGAAGCUCCGGCAAAUCUUUCAAGGCCCAGUCAGAUGCCAGCUAAGCCCAGUCCGAGCUCAGGCACUCAGGUUAGGGCAGCUAAGAGUGUGGUGGCCGUAGCCAGCGUGUUCCUGGUCUGUUGGCUGACUCAUCUCUUUCUGCGCAUCACCAACAGCAUCCACACCUCAUCAAUAGUGGUGGAGGUGGCCAGCUAUGUUGCAGCGUCCUACACCUGCAUCAUCCCCUACAUAUUCCUGCAUGGAGUGAAAAAGCUUUCUUUCUCAUGCAAAAGAUAG